AUGGCGACUCUCAGGAAGCUGAGGGGGGAGGAGGGCGAGGGGGAGGGGGAGGGGGAGGAGGGGGAGGGGGAAGGGGAGGAGGGGGAGACGGGAUCAGUGGCAGGGGGGGCGGAGGAGCAGGAUGAGUCGGUGCUGUACCCGCUGCUUGAUAUCCCGGAUGCAGAACUGACAGCCGAGGAGCUGCGGGAGAAGCGGCGGCAGCGGACGAUGCGAGGGAUCGCGCUGGGGCAGGCGAGGAUGCGUCAGGCAGCAGAGGAGAAGCGAGCUAAGGCGGCUGCUGAGAGGGAUGAAGAAGAGCGGAAGAGAAGGGAGAACCCAGAGGCGUAUGCAGCCGAGCUGAGGGCGCGGUUUCAGCAGCUGCAGGUGGCACUGGAGCAGAGGAAGCGGAGGAAGAUGGGAGCAGGGGGGGUGGUUCUUGGUGCUGCGGCGUCGCCAUCAGUGGGAGGGGAAGAGUCUGGUGGGAAGGGCAUGGGAUCGGAAGGAGGUGCCAGUGGGGGAGAAGCGGUAGGAGUAGGAGGAGCAGUGGGAGCAGCAGCAGCAGCAACAGCAGCAACCGCAGCAACCGCAGCAGGAGUAGGAGCAGGAGCAGUUUCAGUGGCUGCUGCCUCGCCUGUGCUCUCUCUUGCGGCGGCAGCAGCAGCGGCAGCCUCAGGCCAGGCAGUGAAAGGCGCGACUCUAGACAUCACUCCCCUGGGGGGCCCUGCUGGUGCCCUUGCAGGGGCGACUGGCGUGGGGCUGGGAGGCGCCCUUGCUGGGAGCGUGGCUGGUGGGCGCACGGAGCGAAUCACAGCUGCGCACAGGGAGAGGAUGAAGCUGCUGACUGCUGCUGCGUUUGAGAGUAAGAAAGGGCGGAGAGGCGCGGGCGGAGGGAAGGGGGGAGGAGGCGGGGGAGGGGGAGGAGGGGGGGGUGGGGAAGGGAGGAAAGGGGGAGGGGGAGCGGGGGAGGAGGAUGAUUUUGGAAUGAGGGACGAGGACUGGCUGGUGUAUAAGAGGAUGAGCGCUAAGGGCGUGGAGGAGGAAGAGGAGGAGGAGGCGGAGCGGGAGGCAGCAGAGCUGGAGAAGCUGAGAAGCCGGCUGCAGGUGAGGGUGAGGGUGGGGUGCAGCAAGAGGGGCACGGCACAUGACCUGGCACGGGACAGAGGAUUCUCUGAGGUGAUUUCUGAGUCGACUCAAAAGUCAUCAAGAGGGGCACGGGAUAGUGGAUUCUCUGAGGUGAUUUUUGAGUCGACUCAAAAGUCAUCAAGAGGGGCACGGGACAGUGGAUUCUCUGAGGUGAUUUUUGAGUCGACUCAAAAGUCAUCAAGAGGGGCACGGGAUAGUGGAUUCUCUGAGGUGAUUUUUGAGUCGACUCAAAAGUCAUCAAGAGGGGCACGGGAUAGUGGAUUCUCUGAGGUGAUUUUUGAGUCGACUCAAAAGUCAUCAAGAGGGGCACGGGAUAGUGGAUUCUCUGAGGUGAUUUUUGAGUCGACUCAAAAGUCAUCAAGAGGGGCACGGGAUAGUGGAUUCUCUGAGGUGAUUUUUGAGUCGACUCAAAAGUCAUCAAGAGGGGCACGGGAUAGUGGAUUCUCUGAGGUGAUUUUUGAGUCGACUCAAAAGUCAGCAAGAGGGGCACGGGAUAGUGGAUUCUCUGAGGUGAUUUUUGAGUCGACUCAAAAGUCAGCAAGAGGGGCACGGGAUAGUGGAUUCUCUGAGGUGAUUUUUGAGUCGACUCAAAAGUCAGCAAGAGGGGCACGGGAUAGUGGAUUCUCUGAGGUGAUUUUUGAGUCGACUCAAAAGUCAGCAAGAGGGGCACGGGAUAGUGGAUUCUCUGAGGUGAUUUUUGAGUCGACUCAAAAGUCAGCAAGAGGGGCACGGGAUAGUGGAUUCUCUGAGGUGAUUUUUGAGUCGACUCAAAAGUCAUCAAGAGGGGCACGGGAUAGUGGAUUCUCUGAGGUGAUUUUUGAGUCGACUCAAAAGUCAGCAAGAGGGGCACGGGAUAGUGGAUUCUCUGAGGUGAUUUUUGAGUCGACUCAAAAGUCAGCAAGAGGGGCACGGGAUAGUGGAUUCUCUGAGGUGAUUUUUGAGUCAACUCAAAAGUCAGCAAGAGGGGCACGGGAUAGUGGAUUCUCUGAGGUGAUUUUUGAGUCGACUCAAAAGUCAGCAAGAGGGGCACGGGAUAGUGGAUUCUCUGAGGUGAUUUUUGAGUCGACUCAAAAGUCAGCAAGAGGGGCACGGGAUAGUGGAUUCUCUGAGGUGAUUUUUGAGUCGACUCAAAAGUCAGCAAGAGGGGCACGGGAUAGUGGAUUCUCUGAGGUGAUUUUUGAGUCGACUCAAAAGUCAGCAAGAGGGGCACGGGAUAGUGGAUUCUCUGAGGUGAUUUUUGAGUCGACUCAAAAGUCAGCAAGAGGGGCACGGGAUAGUGGAUUCUCUGAGGUGAUUUUUGAGUCGACUCAAAAGUCAUCAAGAGGGGCACGGGAUAGUGGAUUCUCUGAGGUGAUUUUUGAGUCGACUCAAAAGUCAUCAAGAGGGGCACGGGAUAGUGGAUUCUCUGAGGUGAUUUUUGAGUCGACUCAAAAGUCAGCAAGAGGGGCACGGGAUAGUGGAUUCUCUGAGGUGAUUUUUGAGUCGACUCAAAAGUCAGCAAGAGGGGCACGGGAUAGUGGAUUCUCUGAGGUGAUUUUUGAGUCGACUCAAAAGUCAGCAAGAGGGGCACGGGAUAGUGGAUUCUCUGAGGUGAUUUUUGAGUCGACUCAAAAGUCAGCAAGAGGGGCACGGGAUAGUGGAUUCUCUGAGGUGAUUUUUGAGUCGACUCAAAAGUCAGCAAGAGGGGCACGGGAUAGUGGAUUCUCUGAGGUGAUUUUUGAGUCGACUCAAAAGUCAUCAAGAGGGGCACGGGAUAGUGGAUUCUCUGAGGUGAUUUUUGAGUCGACUCAAAAGUCAGCAAGAGGGGCACGGGAUAGUGGAUUCUCUGAGGUGAUUUUUGAGUCGACUCAAAAGUCAGCAAGAGGGGCACGGGAUAGUGGAUUCUCUGAGGUGAUUUUUGAGUCGACUCAAAAGUCAGCAAGAGGGGCACGGGAUAGUGGAUUCUCUGAGGUGAUUUUUGAGUCGACUCAAAAGUCAGCAAGAGGGGCACGGGAUAGUGGAUUCUCUGAGGUGAUUUUUGAGUCGACUCAAAAGUCAGCAAGAGGGGCACGGGAUAGUGGAUUCUCUGAGGUGAUUUUUGAGUCGACUCAAAAGUCAGCAAGAGGGGCACGGGAUAGUGGAUUCUCUGAGGUGAUUUUUGAGUCGACUCAAAAGUCAGCAAGAGGGGCACGGGAUAGUGGAUUCUCUGAGGUGAUUUUUGAGUCGACUCAAAAGUCAGCAAGAGGGGCACGGGAUAGUGGAUUCUCUGAGGUGAUUUUUGAGUCGACUCAAAAGUCAUCAAGAGGGGCACGGGAUAGUGGAUUCUCUGAGGUGAUUUUUGAGUCGACUCAAAAGUCAUCAAGAGGGGCACGGGAUAGUGGAUUCUCUGAGGUGAUUUUUGAGUCGACUCAAAAGUCAGCAAGAGGGGCACGGGAUAGUGGAUUCUCUGAGGUGAUUUUUGAGUCGACUCAAAAGUCAGCAAGAGGGGCACGGGAUAGUGGAUUCUCUGAGGUGAUUUUUGAGUCGACUCAAAAGUCAGCAAGAGGGGCACGGGAUAGUGGAUUCUCUGAGGUGAUUUUUGAGUCGACUCAAAAGUCAGCAAGAGGGGCACGGGAUAGUGGAUUCUCUGAGGUGAUUUUUGAGUCGACUCAAAAGUCAGCAAGAGGGGCACGGGAUAGUGGAUUCUCUGAGGUGAUUUUUGAGUCGACUCAAAAGUCAUCAAGAGGGGCACGGGAUAGUGGAUUCUCUGAGGUGAUUUUUGAGUCGACUCAAAAGUCAGCAAGAGGGGCACGGGAUAGUGGAUUCUCUGAGGUGAUUUUUGAGUCGACUCAAAAGUCAGCAAGAGGGGCACGGGAUAGUGGAUUCUCUGAGGUGAUUUUUGAGUCGACUCAAAAGUCAGCAAGAGGGGCACGGGAUAGUGGAUUCUCUGAGGUGAUUUUUGAGUCGACUCAAAAGUCAGCAAGAGGGGCACGGGAUAGUGGAUUCUCUGAGGUGAUUUUUGAGUCGACUCAAAAGUCAGCAAGAGGGGCACGGGAUAGUGGAUUCUCUGAGGUGAUUUUUGAGUCGACUCAAAAGUCAUCAAGAGGGGCACGGGAUAGUGGAUUCUCUGAGGUGAUUUUUGAGUCGACUCAAAAGUCAUCAAGAGGGGCACGGGAUAGUGGAUUCUCUGAGGUGAUUUUUGAGUCGACUCAAAAGUCAGCAAGAGGGGCACGGGAUAGUGGAUUCUCUGAGGUGAUUUUUGAGUCGACUCAAAAGUCAGCAAGAGGGGCACGGGAUAGUGGAUUCUCUGAGGUGAUUUUUGAGUCGACUCAAAAGUCAGCAAGAGGGGCACGGGAUAGUGGAUUCUCUGAGGUGAUUUUUGAGUCGACUCAAAAGUCAGCAAGAGGGGCACGUGAUAGUGGAUUCUCUGAGGUGAUUUUUGAGUCGACUCAAAAGUCAGCAAGAGGGGCACGGGAUAGUGGAUUCUCUGAGGUGAUUUUUGAGUCGACUCAAAAGUCAUCAAGAGGGGCACGGGAUAGUGGAUUCUCUGAGGUGAUUUUUGAGUCGACUCAAAAGUCAUCAAGAGGGGCACGGGAUAGUGGAUUCUCUGAGGUGAUUUUUGAGUCGACUCAAAAGUCAGCAAGAGGGGCACGGGAUAGUGGAUUCUCUGAGGUGAUUUUUGAGUCGACUCAAAAGUCAGCAAGAGGGGCACGGGAUAGUGGAUUCUCUGAGGUGAUUUUUGAGUCGACUCAAAAGUCAGCAAGAGGGGCACGGGAUAGUGGAUUCUCUGAGGUGAUUUUUGAGUCGACUCAAAAGUCAGCAAGAGGGGCACGUGAUAGUGGAUUCUCUGAGGUGAUUUUUGAGUCGACUCAAAAGUCAGCAAGAGGGGCACGGGAUAGUGGAUUCUCUGAGGUGAUUUUUGAGUCGACUCAAAAGUCAGCAAGAGGGGCACGGGAUAGUGGAUUCUCUGAGGUGAUUUUUGAGUCGACUCAAAAGUCAUCAAGAGGGGCACGGGAUAGUGGAUUCUCUGAGGUGAUUUUUGAGUCGACUCAAAAGUCAUCAAGAGGGGCACGGGAUAGUGGAUUCUCUGAGGUGAUUUUUGAGUCGACUCAAAAGUCAUCAAGAGGGGCACGGGAUAGUGGAUUCUCUGAGGUGAUUUUUGAGUUGACUCAAAAGUCAUCAAGAGGGGCACGGGAUAGUGGAUUCUCUGAGUCUCCGUCAACACCACCACGCCUGCCUCAACCAGUUGACCCAAAGGCCAUCCCCCAUUCGCCCCUCGCCGCCCCUCUCCCCUCUCAGGAGGUCAACCCAGCCUUCCACCCCACCACCCCUCUCCCCUCUCCCCUCUUCCAGUUGACCCAAAGGCCAUCCCCGAUUCGCCCCUCGCCGCCCUUCUUGAGGCGCCUCAAAAGUCGCCACCCCUCUCCCCUCUCAGGAGCCUUCCUAGUCUCCAUCAAUGCCGCGCCUGCCUCAACCACUGCCCCGGGCACGGCCGCCGGCCUUCCCGGACCUGCCUCCUCGGUCCGGCAGCCUACCGAUGCAGACUACCAGAUCCGGCUCGGCGUGGAGCGCGUCCGGGCAGCUGAAAUUAUUUUCGAGCCGUCUCUGAUCGGGCUGGACCGGGCAGGUUUAGGCGAAUCUUUGGGGGCAGCGGUGAGAAGAACAGCGGAGGAUCUAAGGAGCAGAUUAGUCCCAUUGUAUUCUAGAACAAAGUCCACAAGUGGUGCUCUUGACCUUUCCACUGCUGGUUCGGGCAUGGAAAAUGUUUUGCCGAGCUUUCUUUUCCUGACCGGAGGAAGUUCGCUGCUGCCUGGAAUGAGGGGCAGGUUGGAGGCGGAGUAUCGGCAGGUGCUGCCAAUAGGGAGUGGCAUAAAGAUUGUGGAAGCACGGGAUGUGUUUUGGGAUGCCUGGAGGGGAGCAGCAGCCAUGGCUGGGGAUGGGAGGAGACUGUUGCGACAAGCUGUGAGUCGGAAGGAGUAUGAGGAGCGUGGGGCGGAUGCGUUCCGACGAUACAAGUUUGAGUACUUUUGA
This is a messenger RNA of Closterium sp. Naga37s-1, 6111 nucleotides long. The record is from the annotation of a GenBank genome assembly. Lineage: Eukaryota; Viridiplantae; Streptophyta; Zygnematophyceae; Desmidiales; Closteriaceae.